GAGAGCGGUGUGGCGCUUGUAGGGAGAGGCGGAGGGAGUGCUUUACCGCAGUAUCACUACAUUUCUGCACCACUCAUCAAAACUCUGCGGCAUGCAGACAAGAGCUGGGGGGGAGGGCAGUUACUAGGUCCGUUUUGAGUGUGAAACCACUACCUCUUCCUCUUCUGUUGGCCUAUCAGUCCUUCAUAUUAUCCAGGCUACAGCAGUGCUUUUACCUUGUUUCUUUUCAUGUGGGCUUGUUGAGUGUUCAAGAAGACUUCUUUAAUUGCCGGUCUUCUUCCUGUAGGAGCGGUGAUACAGCAGGACUCGCUCUCUCUCUCUCUUUCUCUCCCUCCAUCUCUCUCCAUCUCUGCUGUCUGGGCAAGCGCUCAUUACAUCAGGGCGCUUUUAGUUAAGGUUUGGAACAGUUCAUUAGAAAAUGGCAAAAGAUGGAGAAAAAGGCGAUUGGAAGGAGUUUCUAUGGAACCCGAGGACGAGGGAGUUUCUGGGCAGAACGGCGAGCAGCUGGGGCCUUAUUUUUCUCUUCUAUGUAAUUUUCUACACCUUCCUUGCUGGCUUGUUUGCUCUCACCAUGUACGUCAUGCUGCAGACCCUGGAUGAACACAAACCAACCUGGCAAGACAGGCUCUCUACACCAGGUUUGGUGAUUAGACCUCAUGCAGAUGAAAUGUUUGAAAUUGUCUAUAAUAAAGAGAACACUGAGAGCUGGGACAUGUACGCACAGGCACUGGACAAGUUCCUGCAACCCUACAAUGACUCCACCCAAGCCCAGAAAAAUCAUGAGUGCACCCCAGACAAGUACUUCAUCCAGGAGGACAGCGGUGAGGUGAAGAACAACCCGAAACGCUCCUGUCAGUUCAACCGCACCGUCCUCCAGAACUGCUCUGGAAUUGAAGAUCGUUACUAUGGAUACCGAGAUGGCCAGCCAUGCAUCAUCAUCAAGCUGAAUCGGGUGAUUAACUUGCUGCCAGGAACGGAUAACCAGACUCCGUAUGUCACCUGUGGUGCAAAGAGAUACAAAGUUGGCAAAGAUCAAUGGAAAGAUGACGCUGACAAACUUGGAGAGUUGGUUUACUUUCCUCCGAAUGGCACCAUCAACCGUAUGUACUUCCCUUACUACGGCAAGAAAGCGCAGGUGAACUACUCUCAGCCCUUGGUUGCCGUCAAGUUCCUCAAUAUUACGCUCAAUGAAGACGUGAACAUUGAGUGCAAGAUCAACGCCAACAACAUUCCCACUGGAAGCGAAAGAGACAAGUUUGCUGGGCGAGUGUCUUUCAAGCUGAGGAUCAACAGUAAUAACUAGGUUUACGCCCCCACCCACCCCAACCCCAAAUCUUCAUUCCCUGCAACAUUGCACAUGCACAGAAAAAAAAAAUCACAGUAUUCACACCCUUUGUAGGAUCUGUUUACAAACCCCACCCACCCCCACCCCUCACCACCACUCCACAGAUUUUUGUGGGAAAUUCUUUGUUAGGCUGUGCGACGAGACGACGCGAGAACAAAAGGGUGCUAAUCCUGUCAUUAUUUCUGUGAACAUUCACACAAAUUAUUUUCCAUCAAUUAGUUUGAGGUGACGUCUAUUUAUACUGCAUGUCAAGCUAGGAGAUAUAAAGGAUGUGAACGUGUGUUUUCAAAGUUUGCAGGGAUCAGCAAUAUUACUACGGUAUUGCUGGUCCCCCUCCCCCCACUGCCUCCUCAUAGAACAUCCCUCUAGAUAUGAAUAUACACAAAUUACAAUGCAGAACAUGUAUAUCUACAGUAUUUAUACAGUAUAAUAAUCUUACAUCAGUGCGUCUAUUUUGUUGCACUUUAAAAGAAUAUUCCAACAAACAGGAUGGAUGCAGAGAUGAAGCCAUUUGCAUGUGUGUAUUGUCUUAAUAUGCUAUGAGGGCAGGAGGCUCCUGUGUCCCACCUCCCUGCUACAUUUGAAAUAAGCAACUGACCACCAGGAGGGACCACACUGUAAUCUUUAAACCUCAUGCAUAGUACAGUGAUACAGUGAGAUGAUCAAAAAAAAAAAGAGAAAAGGUGAGGUAGACAGUACAGGUCAAGAGGAGUGAAGACUGCAGGAGAGUGUGUGUUUCUGUGUGAGUGUGUCUUUCAUUUUUACAGGUCCCAUUUCACACUGUAGGUCGGGAAGUUGCAUGCAAUGUGCAAUAUUCAUUAAGUGGCAUACAUUAUGAAUGUCUGUAUCCACUCAUCAGAUGACUUCUAUUAAAUAAUAAUCAUUUUGGAUCAUUUGAUAUUCACACUCAUUGUGUGGCCUGAGAGUAGCUUAUAUAACAGAUGUGAUAUAUUCCUGGGCCAUAUUAGCACCAAAAUUCUCAGUCAGUCACAGGAUAAACUGAACUUUGGCUUUGUGGCGGCUGGACUGCGUUCCAGCGAGACAUCUGAACAUCAUAUGAAAACAACAAAAUAGACCUCUGUUCUAUACACACACACACACACACACACACGAAAUACAAUAUCACAUUUUAUUCCCAAAGUCAAACCAAGAGUUUAUUUCAUUUCAAUUUUUAAUAUUAAUAUUUAAUUAAUGUUUAGAGGGUCGGUUUUCUUGGGUGUAUUGCAUCUAUUUCAUUUGUAUCAGAAAUAGAUGCCAUUGUAAUUUUUUUUUUUAUUGUUUUGCUUCAUUUUCUUUCUUUCUUUCUUUCUUUCUUUCUUUCUUUCUUUCUUUCUUUCUUUCUUUCUUUCUUUCUUUCUUUCUUUCUUUCUUUCUUUCUUUCUUUCUUUCUUUCUUUCUUUCUUUCUUCUUUCUUUCUUUCUUUCUCUGACUUGAAGCUCACUUAAUUAAUGAAUUUCCAGUUUUGAAGGAGGAGGAUGUUGAAAGUUUCUUUUAAUUUUAUUUUUUGUCAUCCAUUCUCAUUCUCAUCACCUAAAGAAUGCAUCCAAAAUAUCAAAAUGUAUACUGUACCUUUUAUUUUAAAAGAUAUUAGUUACUUAAUUAUAUUAAAUUUUAGUGCAGCUUUGAUUUGUAGGCUAUAGGAAAUUAAAAAAAUUGGAGAUUUACUUGUUCUCCAGUGUUGUAUGAAUCAUUCUGAAGGAAAAGCCAUCACGAUAACAAGACAACCAACCUAUCAACCAAGGCAGACAUAUCCCUGAGUUUAGUGCUUGAGCUGUUUACUUAGCAUCCAUUCAUUGUGCUGCGCAGGCACACAGAUUUUUAGGAAAUACCCUUAAAUAUUGGCUAGAGAAAUCUGUGGAGUCACGCUUCUGAACUCAGGCAUGUUACCUCGGCACAGCUACAAAACUGUACCAGUUAGACUGUGAUCCUGCCAUGUCACUGCAGCAAAUCUAGAACACAAGCAUCUGUUCACUUACAUCAAGGUCUGGCUGAUUAUGAAUUUUUCUCAGAGCAAUGUGUUUCUCACUAUGCCUGCAAAUAUCUUGCAGUGGGUUAAAUAAGACUGCAUCACCCGACAGCAAAUGAAUCCAACCCCAUCAGAGCUAAUGUAUAUUUGAGUGGUCAUUUAUAAUUGAUGAUCUAACAGUCGUUUUUGUGAGUCCGUCGCCCAGUUUGCAUGCAUUUCUCCUCUUGUAUUCCUGCAACACUUACUUAAUUUCAAUGUAAUCUCUUAAUCUGGUCAGCUAAUCCAAGAGCAGGCAUGCUGAACUUCUUUACCCCACUCUGUUGCUCCUCCUCCUUGUGUCAGAUGGCUGGUUCAAGGGUUAUUCAUUUUUCAUUUUAUUCUCUACAUUCAAACCUUAUUACAUUUUGUUUAGUUUCAAAUCACAUCACAACACUUCACUGGCUAAUUGAACACCCUUUUUUUCACUCAUGCAUGUGAAGAUUACGUCUUCAACCAAAGAUCUUCAUGACAGCUUAAAUUUAAUUUACUUCUGCUUCUCUGACACAUCCUCAGCAGCAGAUCUGAGUAAGGAUCCCAUGCAGAGAUACUGCAGGAUCCAGAUGGGGGGCUAAAGACCCUGUGUUAAUAAAAGGCCUCCUCUUUUAUGAUAAUAAUACGCACAAAGGAACAUGGUUCACUACAACAUAACAGUGCCUCCUGGUGGACAGACAGUGUUGCUCCCCAGUGUCACAGAAUGUUAUUUGAGGUUAUAAUUUGGAGAUGUCCUCGAAAAGCAAUAUAUUUAUUUCUUGUGUGGCUGUAUGAUUAUUUACUGCAAAGGUUGUAACAAAAUCAGAGCAACAUGCAUCAUAAACAGUAAGGAAGAAAAGGGAAAGAAUGCAUAUUUGCCAGUGUGUGUUAUUAUGAUGGAACAAUAUUACAAAAAAAUUGCAUUGUUUAUAAAAGAGUAUUUUGUUGUAAAGAUGAGAGACUGCAUUAGCCUGGAUUAUAUCAUACGAUGGGAGGUACAUGAUAGGGUUUCAUAAAAUGUCAACUUGAAUAGAAAUGUUUUUCGUUUUAAUGUUUUUGUCAUUUGUGUUUGUUCGACUGUCUUAAAUCAAAGUCUACAAUCGAAGCUUACAAUCAAAGUUCUGACAAUACUCAACCCUCUGCAAAGGGGCCCAGCGCAAAGGUUGAAGAAAGCCAAGUAUUGUUUUUUAAGUAGAGAAUAAAUGAAUAAAUAAUGUCAUUGCCCAUUAAUGUUAAAUUGCAUUAUUGUUUAAGAUCCUCCAAGAAGGAAAUUCAGUAAAUUUGUUCAAAUACUCUCUCCCUAACAGAUGAUAAAUAUUCUGGAUCUUUAUUUUCUGCUCUAAAUGUAUGUAUAUUUUCGCUCAUGUUUACUGCAAACCAAGAUAGAAAAAUGAAUAAAUGUUAUUUAAGGGAACUCAAACUUCA
Molecule: messenger RNA, 4745 nt
Organism: Archocentrus centrarchus (flier cichlid)
Lineage: Eukaryota; Metazoa; Chordata; Actinopteri; Cichliformes; Cichlidae
Gene: atp1b2b
Product: ATPase Na+/K+ transporting subunit beta 2b
Exons: 8
Coding region: 419-1303 (294 amino acids)
Biological process (GO): potassium ion import across plasma membrane; intracellular potassium ion homeostasis; sodium ion export across plasma membrane
Cellular component (GO): sodium:potassium-exchanging ATPase complex
Molecular function (GO): ATPase activator activity
Source: RefSeq, a predicted model, not a curated record